This is a messenger RNA of Cajanus cajan (pigeon pea), 1247 nucleotides long. It is a transcript of the gene ACR12, whose product is annotated as ACT domain-containing protein. NCBI's taxonomy places the organism in Eukaryota, Viridiplantae, Streptophyta, Magnoliopsida, Fabales, Fabaceae. The record is from RefSeq and is a predicted model, not a curated record. Gene Ontology annotation, cellular component: chloroplast thylakoid membrane; chloroplast stroma.
CAGUAGUGAGAAGCGAGAAGUGAGAAGCAAUAAAAAAACAAAAUCUUUGGUUUGCUUUGUUACUUUGAGCUCCAUAAUAACGUAAUACACGCACCAACUUCCACUCUCAUGGCUCUCACCAAUGCUUUUCUCGCUCCCUCCUUCGCCCUCCACAGUGGUAGGGUUUCCGAUCCGCGCUCCAUUCCUCUCCUCGCUCCUCCCUUCCACGCCUUAUUCCGCUCCCGAACCUCUUUCUCAAGGUCCAAGAACGUUCUAUAUGCUUCUGCUUAUGAUUUGAAUGCAGUUCAUUCAGCUUCAGCGAAAUCUGGUGACAAUCCUGAUGCUGUUCCUAUGCCAAUAGUUCUGAUUGAUCAAGACUCAGAUUCUGAAGCAACAAUUGUGCAGCUAAGCUUUGGUGAUCGCCUUGGAGCACUUAUUGACACGAUGAAGGCAUUAAAAGAUUUGGGAUUGGAUGUUUUGAAGGGUACUGUCUCCACAGAGGGAUUAGUCAAGCAAACGAAAUUUUUCAUUACACAGUCAGAUACUGGGCGCAAAGUUGAAGAUCCUGAUAUGUUAGAAAGAAUUCGACUUACCAUUAUUAACAAUCUGUUGAAAUAUCACCCUGAAUCCAGUGAACUACUAGCAAUGGGUGAAGUGUUUGGCUUAAAGGCUCCGAAGAAGAAGCUUGAUGAUCGUAUCACAACUCAUAUACAAGUUAAGGAAGAUGGGCCCAAGAGGAGCUUGCUGUAUAUAGAGACAGCAGACAGGCCGGGAUUGCUUGUUGAAAUCAUCAAAGUCAUUGCAGAUGUGAACAUUGAUGUUGAAUCAGCUGAGAUUGAUACAGAAGGUUUGAUUGCUAAGGAUAAAUUUCAUGUCAGUUAUGGCGGGGCAGCAUUGAGCAGUUCGAUGUCUCAGGUUUUGGUGAAUUGUCUGCGUUAUUACCUGCGGACGCCAGAGACAGAUAUUGAUAGUUACUGAAGGAACGACUUUUACUUGUAAAAUAAGCCAAUCUAAGGGUUCUUGUACCAAAUCGCCAGUGAGCUCGAGAUCACCAAGAAGUCAUAUCUCAAUUUUAAAUAUGGUAGCUUUACUGCUACCACAUUAUGAAAUGAGUACGUGUUGCCUAUGAAAUGAAUACCUGUAAACUAAUUAUGGAACGAAUACGUGAUGCCAAUGGUAUGUAUGGAUACCUUGAACUGACUGAUCAUCCGUUAAAUCAGACGUGAAAGCUAAAAAAUGGAAACAUGAAUUUUGCCUCAUUUCCUACA